AUGACAGCAGGUUUAGUGACCUUCUUACUCAGUAAGCUUGCAGAUUUUAUCCAAGAAGAGGAGCGACUAUUGGCAGGUGUUAAGGCAGAAGCCGAGUACAUCAGGGAUGAACUAGAGUUCAUGCUGGUCUUUCUAAGAGCUGCAGAUGCGAUGGAAGAGAAAGACGAUGGACUUAAAGUGUUGGUGCAGAGAGUGAGAGAUGUUGCGUAUGACGUGGAAGAUACUCUUGAUCUUUUCAGGCUGCGUCUCACACAUGAUCAUGGGGAUAAGUUCUGUUCUUCUGUUCAAACAAUUUCCAACUCCAUCGUCACUUUAAAAGCUCGGAACAACAUAACGGAGCCAAGCUCGAGCUCCACCCACACACCAAGGGUGGCCAGGCCAGGGAAUAUAGUUGAAGAAGCAAAUAUAGUUGGCAUUGAAAAGCCCAAAAGGCAUCUUAUUGGGUGGCUUGUCAGAGGCAGAUCCGAACGUGAAGUGAUAUCAGUGGUUGGAAUGGGUGGUUUGGGUAAAACCACAUUGAAAACUGUUCCUCAAGGAGUGGACAACAUGGACAGUGAUAAGCUCAAGACGGUAAUCAAUAAAUUCCUUCAGCAAAAAAGGUAUCUCAUUGUUUUAGAUGAUGUGUGGCAUACUGAUGCUUGGGAUGCUUUUGAACCCGUGUUCCCGAACAACAGUCGUGAAGAGUCUUGGACUUUGUUUUGCAAGAAGGUAUUUCGAAACAACGACUGCCCAACACAUUUGAAGAACGUUUCAGAAAGAAUUCUGGGAAGAUGUGAAGGACUGCCGCUUGCUAUUGAGGCUAUGAGUGGUGUUCUUGCGACGAGGGACAGGAGUAAAAUAGACGAAUGGGAAAUGGUGUACCAUAGUCUUGGUGCUGGAUUGGAAGACAUCAACAGAAUGAGGAAUGCGUUGAAGAUACUAUCACUCAGUUACUAUGAUUUACCAUAUUAUCUCAAAUCAUGUUUGUUGUACAUCAGCAUCUUCCCUGAAGGCAUACCGAUUCAGCGUAUGAGACUUCUUCGAUUGUGGAUAGCAGAAGGGUUUGUGAAAGGAAGGGAGGGAAUGACAUUAGAGGAGGUUGCAGAUGAUUUUUUGAAUGAGCUCAUAAAAAGAAGUUUGGUCCAAGUGGUAGAGGCAACCAGUUAUGGUCAAGUUAAAGCAUGCCGCAUCCACGACCUUCUCCGUGAGAUACUGAUAACAAAGGCAAAAGAGCAAGAUUUCGUUGCGAUAGCCAAGGAACAGAACAUGACUUGGUCUGAAAAGAUUAUGGUAGAGGCAACCAGUUAUGGACAAGUUAAAACGUGCCGCAUCCACAACCUUCUCCGUGAGAUACUGAUUGCAAAGGCAAAAGAGCAAGAUUUCAUUGCGAUAGCCAAGGAACAGAACAUGAUUUGGUCUGAAAAGGUCUGUCGUGUAUCGAUACAUAACGACAUGCCAACCAUGCGACAAAUACAUGUUGCAUCUCGCCUUCGUUCAUUGUUGGUGUUCUGGGGAAUAGAUUAUUUUCCCGGGCCUCCUAAAUUUAUUUCGCCUUCUCGUUCAAGGCUGCUUACCGUGUUAGAUAUGGAAGGCACGCCUUUAAAGGAAUUUCCAAAUGAAGUGGUCAGCCUCAUCUUUUUAAAGUAUCUAAGUUUGAGGAAUACCAAGGUGAAUUCCGUUCCAAGCUCAAUUAGCAAGCUUCAAAACCUGGAAAGUUUGGAUUUGAAGCAUGCUGUUAUAGUGUUAAAUGUGCACGGGGUGCACACCUAA
Populus euphratica (Euphrates poplar) is the source of this 1749-nucleotide messenger RNA. RefSeq names its product disease resistance protein RPM1-like. The coding region runs from base 1 to 1749 and encodes 582 amino acids. The transcript has 5 exons. Gene Ontology annotation, biological process: defense response to other organism. The record is from RefSeq and is a predicted model, not a curated record. Lineage: Eukaryota; Viridiplantae; Streptophyta; Magnoliopsida; Malpighiales; Salicaceae. Gene Ontology annotation, molecular function: ADP binding.